AUGUCCUCCGUGUCUGUGACACAGCGUAUACAAACGCUAUCAGACACGUAUAAGGCGACACUGUCCCUAAUCCAGGAAUUGCAGAAAUUUCCGAAUGGAGGCAGCUCAUCCACUGACGAUCUGGACGAACAGAGGCUAGAUUUAGCCAAUACAUGUCACGAGAGCCUCAAAAGCGCAGAAGAGAGUCUAGAAUUGCUACGUCAAGAAGUAGACGACUAUGACGGUCAUAUGAACAGACGACGACUAGCCUCACCUCGAAACGAAGAACAGGAACGAAAUGCAACGACCGUGGCACGAUUAGCUGAGGACAUUCGUAGUGCCAGGGGUGCUUUUCGCCGAGCACAGCUGCAGUCGAAGAAGAACCUCGAUGCUAGGAAACAGAAGGAGCGUGAGCAGCUCUUUGCGAAUAGGCGGACUGGCGCAAAUGGAUCUGCGACUGCACCGGGGAGACAACGAGGCCAUGAGAAGCUGACGCAGGAUGAACUUGCGCAGGACGCUGCAGAAGAUGUCACAAGAGCGCUGAGGAGAACACAUGCUUUGCUAACCAGCAAUCUACAACAGAGUCAGUUCGCACAACAGACGUUGGAAGAAUCUCAGGAACAGCUGCAGGGUCUUUCAGAAAGGUACACAGGCACAACCGACAUGCUGCUGAAAAGUCGGACAAUCGCUUGGCUGGUAUUCCGGCGAUGGCUAUACGGUCCACUUUGGUGGUUUGUGUGGUUACCCCUGAAACUUGUGUGGUGGGGCUUUGCUUUUGUAUUUGGCGGAUCGGCCGCCACAAAGGGCACGGAUUUCAUGAGGAAUGAUACCAUGGCAGUUACUUCACAAACUGGACUUGGUGUCUCGGACAGCAGUAUGAAGCCACAACGAAGCAUCCAGCCUUUCUCAAUGUAUGGCGCAGGUCAAAAGGAACCCAAAAAUCCUGAAGCUGAAGUGCCACCUAGUCCAGAAACUGUUGAGCAUGUCAAGAAACUGAUAGAUGAGGCCAAAGAAGGUACUACUGUAGCUAAAGAGGACGACGAUCAGCCGAGGAACCCGAAGAAGAGAAUGAUGGAAUUGGAGAAAGAACAGGCCAGUCUUAGAGAGGAGUUGUAG
Lithohypha guttulata is the source of this 1095-nucleotide messenger RNA. It is a transcript of the gene SEC20, whose product is annotated as Protein transport protein sec20. Gene Ontology annotation, cellular component: SNARE complex; endoplasmic reticulum. The transcript is spliced from 2 exons. Gene Ontology annotation, biological process: retrograde vesicle-mediated transport, Golgi to endoplasmic reticulum. NCBI's taxonomy places the organism in Eukaryota, Fungi, Ascomycota, Eurotiomycetes, Chaetothyriales, Trichomeriaceae. Gene Ontology annotation, molecular function: SNAP receptor activity. Bases 1 to 1095 code for a protein of 364 amino acids. The record is from RefSeq and is a predicted model, not a curated record.